Mesorhabditis belari is the source of this 507-nucleotide messenger RNA. Lineage: Eukaryota; Metazoa; Nematoda; Chromadorea; Rhabditida; Rhabditidae. The record is from the annotation of a GenBank genome assembly.
AUGAGGAAAAUUCGGCUUCCGCUUGUACCAAAUUUUAAUGCCUUUUUAAACACGCUGUCAUCGCAUCCUAAAUCUCAUCGUUUACCUCGAUUUUUCUCAACCCGGCGCCAUAAAGCUUUCUCUAUCAACUAUCAACUAUCAAUCACUCGUCAGAUCAUUAAUUCAUCGAAAGCUCCACCAGUGAUUGGACCUUACAGUCAAGCAGUUCGUGUGAAUGACUCAUUAUACCUGUUCGGCUCAUUGGGAUUACAUCCAGAGAAAGGGACGGCCGGAAUCGACUACAACAAUGUGGUGAAAACGACAGUUUUUCUUGCGGAUAUCUACGACUACAACGCUCGUGCCGGUUAUCAGGUCGCCGUUUUACCAAAGAAUGCCUUAGUGGAAAUCGAAGCGAUCGCUACGAUUGGAAAAAUCGUCGAUAAAGCCAAAGGCCGUGCCUGUCCGAAUGUUAAAGUUGGAAGUAUCAAUAGCAAGAUUAUUUACGCACCAAAGAUUUUGUAUUCGAAA